AUGGGCAAAGAGGAGGAUCCCAAGUGGGCGCGUCAUCGAUCCCAAUUCAACGUGGACCCCUUUGCAGAGCGUCCUUCUGCCGAUCACUACUCUUUCCCGCUGGUCGACGCGCAGCAGCUGGCCGACCGAGCUGCGAACAAAGACUCGCCAGCGGAUAAUCCCAGACCUCGACGAGUGAGGAUGCUGGCGCGAGAUUUCAUCGACGACAGCCUCUACAAUCCCGUCUACGGCUACUUUUCGAGGCAUGCUGUUCUCCUCCCUGACCCCUCGUCUGCCCCUUCGAGCGGAGAGGUGGGUGCCGUCUCGGAGCAAAAGGGUACCGGCAGCUCGUCUUCGCGCUCAGGCUUCCAUUUUGCCGAAUUUUCCAACGAUCGAGAAUUCUCUGCUGCCGUGGAAUCUCGCUACUUGGCCUUCGAAGAUACGCUGCCCUUGGGCCCUUCUAGCCCAUCGUCUCGUCAUGCCAAAUCGCAUCCGUCUUCGCUUUCCGCUCUCGGCUCGUCCGCUGCAGCGGCCCAGCUGGCACGUGCCAGACCGCGCGACCAAAUACAAAACAAGUCGAGCGCCAAUUUCAGAGUUGGUAGCGCCGAGGACUUGGAAGAGAGGCAGAGGAGGGGAAGAGAGGAAGUGGCGAGGCAAGCUCAGGCCGAGAGAGAUAGACAAUUGGGUAUCAAGAAGGAUCAUGAAGAAAGCCACGAGGCUGACGUAAGGGCAAUGGCGGCUAGGCAAGUAUGGCACACUCCCACCGAGCUCUUCAAGGUGAGCCGCACUGGGUUGCGCACCCUGACUUGGGGCAGUCUAGCAAGCAUCAUGAUGAGCUGUUUCGUGGCUCAUCUUCUUGACGCCUGCGCGCCCGCUUGUUUCCCUAUUCGCAGCCACACUACGCUCAAGCAGUUGCGCGGUACCUCUGCGCCGAAUACAAGUUGACGCUGUACCCCUACGAAGAUCUAGUCAUCUACGAGCUAGGAGCCGGAUCGGGAGCUUUGGCUCACGACAUUCUUGCCUAUUUGAGAGACGAGGAACCAGACGUGUUUCAAAGAACGCGCUAUGUAAUCUCAGAGAUCAGCGAGAGGCUGUCGCAGCAGCAAAAGGCGAAGUUGGAACCCUUUGCUGGCAAAGUCAGAGUGGUGAACCAGAAUUUCCUAGAGUGGAAGGACACUGUACUCGCUCCUUGCUUCGUCAUCGCCCUCGAGGUCCUUGUGAGUCUACAGCGGGGGUUAUGGACAGUCUCGCCUGAUUGCUGAUAGUCUGCUUCCGACUAGGACAACCUCACCCACGAUGUCGUGCGUUACAGCACAUCGACGCUGCAACCUUAUCAGGGUCUAGUCUCCAUCGACGCCACAGGUGAUAUGGAAGACUUGUACGAACCAGUACGAGAUCCGCUCAUCUCGCGGUACUUGCAGCUCUCGCGAGCCGUGCGAGGCACAGCGGUGCCCAUCUCUGCCCCGCGCCACCUCACGUCGCUGCCAUCCAGCAUUCGCAAGGUGUUGAGCGAGCACUUUCCCCUUUAUCCCAAUCUCACGCCUCCACAGUACAUACCUACUGGUCAAUUGCGCCUCUUGGACGUGCUCAGGUCCAAAUUUCCUCAGCAUCGUCUUAUCGCUAGCGACUUUCACUCUCUGCCGGACGCCAUAGAAGGCGUGGAUGCGCCGGUGGUGCAAACCAGGCUCAACGGCACAAUGGUACCGGUGACAACGUUCAAAGUGCUGCAAGGCUUCUUCGACAUUUUCUUUCCAACCAAUUUUCAGAUGCUCAGAGACAUUUACACGCGUGUCAUGAGCGAUCAUUUCCCUACUCAGCCGCCGCAAGAUCAAGAUGCAACAUCCCAUUCUGCUCCCACCUUUCGACCAGACUUUUUCUACAGCUCGGCAAGAGCGAGCAGAGGCAGGGCGCAGAGGGUCAAGAUCCUCACACAUGCUCAGUUUCUGGAACAAUACGCACAAGUCGAUCAGACUAGACUUCGGGAUGGUUCCAAUCCGCUGCUGGGAUGGUACCAGAAUGCCAGCUGGAUCCUGACUUGA
This is a messenger RNA of Ceraceosorus bombacis, 2018 nucleotides long. The record is from the annotation of a GenBank genome assembly. NCBI's taxonomy places the organism in Eukaryota, Fungi, Basidiomycota, Exobasidiomycetes, Ceraceosorales, Ceraceosoraceae.